CGACGUAAUUAUUUCAUGAUACAAAGUAUGUAGUUAGGAUAUCAGAAGAUGGUUUUAAUUCAGAUAAGAAUUAUUUUAUCUUCUGUCUAAUUAUUUAUUAUCAGCGAUACAAAAAAUCGUUUCGACACAGAAAAAAAAUUUCUGUUUGUUUUGCCUGGAGGUGGGAAAAUAAAACAGAAUAUGCUGUCCAUAGAAACGUUUUCGACAGAAGCUUAUAUAAUAUCUGAGGGGAUAAAAAAUAUGAGUAUGAUUAAAGUUCACCUGCAUAGUAUAUUUUCUAAUGUUCCAUAACCAUGAUUUGUUUUUAUUUCCCUAUCAUACUUCCGAUAUAUCCAAAUGCUUUACUGGAUAAAAUCAAUCCGCGCUUUCCUAAUUUAACCGGCGGGUAGUUUUUUAUGCUGUAAAAACAACUACAAUUUUUGAUUGCUUUGAUUACUUUCUCACGAAAUACAAUUUUUACUAAUCCUUAUUAUGUCCGAUCUUGUACCCGUAAACGAUCCCAAGUAUAUUCAUGAUGUUGUUAUUACCGAGUCCUCAUUUAAAGAUCAGAGCAUGGAAAUGAUUAAGAUGCAAGAAACAAUUCUGGAGUGCGAGAUGAACUCUCCUGAAACUUCCAAGAAAGCUUACAACCCUAAAGUCAAAGAGUUCCAAGUAUGGUGUAAGGAUGCCUAUAGACAUAUCUUUAUUAAAGAAGAUUUUACAGUCACAGGUCCCGAGUUUUAUUUGUUCCUCAAAACUAUGGUUUGUCAAUUGUUUCUAAUUUAUACAAAAAAAAAAAUUAGAACGUUUAAAAUUUUAGGUUAGAAACCGUCCAAGCAUAUCGUAUUUCCUCCAAUAAAGAUCGUAUAGAAUGACUUUCAAUAUGUGUGGU
Messenger RNA from Mucor mucedo, 871 nucleotides. RefSeq lists its product as uncharacterized. The transcript has a single exon. Lineage: Eukaryota; Fungi; Mucoromycota; Mucoromycetes; Mucorales; Mucoraceae. The coding region runs from base 472 to 804 and encodes 110 amino acids. The record is from RefSeq and is a predicted model, not a curated record.